AUUAGAAAUAUAUAAAUUUUAACUAAUAAGAUAUUUGUUUUAAUAAUUAAAUUUUAAAGUGUUGUCAAUCAUAAGUUCAUGGGAAAAGUGAAUACAUUUAUAUAUUUGAUGCAAUGAAAGUAUUUGUAUAUUAGUGUAUAAAUAUCAAUAUUUUUACUUACAUACAUAUAUGGAUUGGAGUGUUUGUAUAUGUGUUUAUCUUAAUUCCGACUACAAUUCUACUUGUAAAAAACAAUUGUUACUGAUGGUUGUAAUUUUUUUUUGGCAAAUUUUUACCAGAGGAUCGAAAUGGAUUGCAACCUGAAGUAAAGAAAAUUUUUAUGUGGAUCUUUUAAUGAUUUGUAAUCUAAUCAUAUAAAAUGGGUACGACGAUGGGAAAAAAUGGUAAUUUCCUGGAUGCCUUACCAUCCCAGGGUACAUUACACGUCGUAAUGUUGGGUCUUGAUUCAGCUGGAAAAACCACUGCUUUGUAUAGAUUAAAAUUUGACCAAUAUUUGAAUACUGUUCCCACUAUUGGUUUUAACUGUGAAAAAGUCCAAGGAAUGGUGGGUAAGGCAAAAGGAGUGCAGUUUCUGGUGUGGGAUGUGGGAGGACAGGAAAAACUAAGACCUCUAUGGAGGAGUUAUACACGCUGUACGGACGGUAUUCUUUUUGUAGUAGAUUCUGUAGAUGUAGAGCGUAUGGAAGAAGCUAAAAUGGAACUUAUGCGCACUGCAAAAUGCCCUGAUAAUCAAGGCGUUCCAGUCUUAAUAUUGGCUAAUAAACAAGACCUACCUGGUGCACGCGAACCUAAAGAAUUGGAAAAGCUUUUAGGAUUGCAUGAACUGCUUUCACCAAAUUCGUUGAAUAUACGUUCAGUUUUAAAAUCCUGUUCCUCAUCAACUGGCAACAUUGUCGCUUCCGCAAAAGCCACAGAAAAUGAAAACGAAGAUUACGGUUAUGGGGAAAUAGGAAUUGGGAACACAUCUUCGGCAGUUAUAAAUUCAAAACUAUCUUCAUCUUCACCAUCCAAUCAACAAAAUACCCGCGUAAUUAAUGACAUUAAAAGUAAAGCGCCCUCAUUACAAAAUUAUUCAUCAACUUCAUUGAUAGACUCCUAUCAUUACCAACAACAACAGCAACUUAAAUUAAACCAACAACAUACUUCACAAAAAUCUCUAGUACCACAUGAAUUACAAACUACAUUAGUAACGCAUCAGUCCUCUCCAUCCUCAUUAGUAUCUACUCCAACCUCAUCAAAUAUGCCCAGCAGCUGUACCAUCACUAACAAUACUAGCCAUUAUAAUGACAAUAUUUCGAAAUUGACGUCAUCUGCCACAACAUCUAAUAUAAAUAAUUCAACAACAAUAUUUCAAAAUAGCAACACAAAGACGUGCACCAAUACUAGCAGCAUUUCAACUCAAUACAAGGGCUGGUAUAUACAACCAGCAUGUGCUAUUACAGGCGAAGGACUACAAGAAGGUCUUGAAGCUUUAUAUGACAUGAUUCUAAAACGUCGUAAAAUUCAAAAAAUCCAUAAGAAGCGACGGUAAUAUUUAUCAAAACCGGACAUAUAUUGUAAAUCAUGUUAAAUAUUUAAGAAUGAAAAUAAUAAUAAUAAUAAUAAGUAAAAAACUUAAUAUGGUCAAUGCUAUGAACGCUAUGAUUUUUAAUGAAA
Molecule: messenger RNA, 1657 nt
Organism: Calliphora vicina (urban bluebottle blowfly)
Lineage: Eukaryota; Metazoa; Arthropoda; Insecta; Diptera; Calliphoridae
Gene: Arl4
Product: ADP ribosylation factor-like 4
Exons: 5
Coding region: 360-1532 (390 amino acids)
Biological process (GO): intracellular protein transport; vesicle-mediated transport
Cellular component (GO): cytoplasm; plasma membrane
Molecular function (GO): GTPase activity; GTP binding
Source: RefSeq, a predicted model, not a curated record